Molecule: messenger RNA, 2336 nt
Organism: Hibiscus syriacus
Lineage: Eukaryota; Viridiplantae; Streptophyta; Magnoliopsida; Malvales; Malvaceae
Product: protein TPX2-like
Exons: 19
Coding region: 66-2336 (756 amino acids)
Biological process (GO): mitotic spindle assembly; regulation of mitotic spindle organization; activation of protein kinase activity
Cellular component (GO): mitotic spindle; nuclear microtubule
Molecular function (GO): microtubule binding; protein kinase activator activity
Source: RefSeq, a predicted model, not a curated record
UCAAUCCCUCCCCUCCCCGGCAAAACAAAACAGUGGGAAAAAAAUCUCACCGUUUUAGGAAUCCGAUGGACGGAUCAAGCGUUAUGACGGCGACGGUUAUCGACGAGUUAUACGAGUUCUCGGCGCCACGUUUCUUCGAUUUCAUCAAAGGAGAAUCGGAGGAAGAAGCACGGAAUGCCGAACUCUGGUUCGAAACCGCCUUAAGCUACGCUCCUUCCCCCUUUAUGUCUAGAAUCAAGGCUGGUAGUAGAACCGUUCAUGUGGAGAGUCUCUGCAAUUUUAGUGAAGAAGAUCAAAUGCAGAAGGCAUCAGAAUUAUCGGAUGCAACACCUCCUAACAGCAACUUGAAAGAUAAGCCGAAAGCCGAGCUCGUGCCCGAUAAAGUAAAGGAAGAAGUUAAAUCCUCCGAGGCAAAGGUUGAAAUAAAUCAAAUUGUCACUGAGAUUGUUAAUGAUGAUAAAGAUAAGGAAAACACAGCGACUGUAUGCGCUCAAGAAAAUGGAAGUGCCCUAACUGAAAAAUCACAUUUAAGUGUUCCCGGUGAUGAAGAGAAAAGCAAAUAUACUGCUGUGCAAGUAGAAACUGAAGCUUGCACCCCUAAACCAUUGAUGAUUUCUCAGAAAAAACUGGUGAGUGAUAAGAAGCAUCAGACGGCUAAAAAGAUAGCUAGUAUGAUACGGAACCUGAAGCCGAAAACCGGCAAUGCUGGAACUCCUAAUCUGGCUCUAGAAAACCAAGCCAUCAAACGUCAGAAACUAGAUGGAGGAAGAUCUAGACAGAUUCUGAAUGUGAAACCCCAUAACUUGCCCCACAAGUCAAAACUUGGUCUUCCGAGUGGUAGUUCCAACCGGAGCUCCUCUACUGCUAAAACAUCAAACAAAUUGGAUAGAAAGGUUUAUGUUCGAGAACAGGCACCAUUCGUUUCAAUGGCAGAAAUGAUGAGAAAGUUCCAAUCAUCUACCAGAGAUUUGUCAAUUCCUCACAGUUCUCAGUCAAAUGUUCCAACACUCAAAUUGACAAGACCUAAAGAACCCGAAUUUGAAACAGCACAGAGAAUGCGCCCCGUUAGAGUGAAGAGCACCAAGGAGCUUGAGGAAGAAAUGAUGGCUAAAAUUCCAAAGUUUAAAGCAAGACCAUUGAACAAGAAGAUUUUUGAAGCUCCAGCACUACCCUCACUACCAAGAAGUACUCCAAAGCCUCCAGAAUUUCAGGAAUUUCAUUUGGAGACAAUGGCUAGAGCAAGUAAGAACGCGGAGACAUCUUCGGUAGCUUCAACAGAAGUGUCUCGUCAGAAUAAUCAGUGGAAACCACAUCUAACAGAACCCAAAACCCCUGUGCUUCAAACAUCUCUGAGGGCAAGACCUACAAAGGUCAAAAGUUCUAUUGAACUUGAGCAGGAGGAACUUGAAAAAGCACCUAAAUUUAAAGCAAGGCCAUUAAAUAACAAGAUAUUUGAGGGCAAAGGAGAAUUGGGAAUCUUCUGUAAUGCAAAGAAACAGGUUACUAUACCCCAAGAAUUCUAUUUUGCAACACACGAGAGGGUUCCGCCGCCAUCAGCGGUUUUUGAUUUAUUUGACAAGCUUUCUCUGAAUUCAGAAUCUAGCUAUGAUCCAAUUCCGAGAAGAACCAUUCCCAAUCCAUUCCAUCUUCACACAGAGGAAAGAGGUGCUGAAAAAGAAAAGAAGUUCGUGAUGGAAAUUAUAGAGAAGCAGUUUGAAGAGGCAAGAGCCAGGGUCCCCAAGGCUAACCCAUAUCCAUACACCACUGACUACCCUGUGAUUCCUCCGAAACCCGAACCUAAGCAUUGUACGAAACCGGAACCCUUCCGAUUGGAAAGUUUGGUGAGGCACGAGGAGGAGAUGAAAAGAGAGAUGGAAGAAAGAAAGACAAAAGAGAAAGAAGAAGCUCAGAUGAGGGUCUUCAAGGCUCGGCCGGUUCUAAAAGAGAAUCUAAUUCCUGUUCCUGAAAAACCCCGCAAGCCUCUAACACAAGUGCAAGAAUUCGACCUACAUGUCAAUCAUAGAGCAGUGGAAAGAGCCGAAUUCGAUCAAAAAAUUAAAGAGAAAGAAAUGGUUUACAAGAGAUACAGAGAGGAAAGUGAGGCAGCAAGAAUGAUUGAGGAAGAGAAAGCAUUGAAGCAACUAAGGAGGACAAUGGUUCCCCAUGCUAGGCCUGUUCCCAAGUUUGAUCAUCCUUUCUGCCCACAAAAAUCUUCCAAGGAAACAACAAGACCGAAAUCGCCACGUCUACGAGUUCUCCAAAGAAUAGACAGGAAGAAGCGGAUCGGUUCUUCGUUCACGGCUCUGACUUCCAGUCCGGCCACUCUUAUGAGGUGA